CGGGCGGCUGAGUCAUCGCCAAGCGCAGGCCGGUCCGCGGUUCCAGCGAGAGCUCGCCGAGCCAGCGACCGCCCGCCGACUGCAGGGCCCCGCAGGAGCCGAGCGAGCGCUGCGCGGUGGACCGUCGCCGCUGUCACUCUGGACGCGGAAGUGCACUUUCUAGGUUUGCCUUAGAAUAAGGUGUAUUUGGUCAAGUUCAACGGAGAUUCCCCUCCCUGUCCGAGCGCGGCGGUGCUGACACAGCUUCGGUGCGUACUUGCUGGCCAGGAGGACCGCGGGUGCAGGGCAGCCCCGCAAAGGAGACAGUUUCCGGGACUCCGGGCCCCGAAAAUUGUCAGACUCGCACCUAGCCUGUGAAGACUGUGGCUGUGGGAAUCUCAGCCACCUACCUGAGCAAUAUGAAGAUUUUAUUUGUAGAACCUGCCAUUUGCCUUAGUGUAUUCGCUAUGACUUUGACAUCUCCACUAACUACACAAUACGUGUACAGGCGAAUAUGGCAGGAAACAGGCAACUACAGUAUCACACCCGACAGCAAUAUUUCUGAGUGUGCGAAAAACAAAAGCAGCCCAAUUUUUGCAUUCCAGGAGGAAGUUCAGAAGAAAGUGUCUCUUUUUAAUCUGCAGAUGGACAUGAGCGGGUUAAUUCCUGGUCUCCUGUCUACAUUCAUACUUCUGUCUCACAGCGACCAGAGAGGUCGGAAAUUCCCUUUGAUCCUGUCUUCUGUGGGUGUGCUUGCACACAGCACUUGGCUCUGUCUGCUUUCCUAUUUUGCUUUUCCCAUCCACCUUUUGAUUGCAUCGACCUUCAUCAGUGCAUUUUUCGGCAAUUACACGACGUUUUUGGGAGCUUCUUUUGCCUACAUAGUUGAUCAGUGUAAAGAAAAGAAACAGAGAACAAUUCGAAUAGCUAUAAUUGACUUCCUGCUUGGCAUCGUCACUGGAUUAACAGGAUUGUUUUCUGGCUAUUUUAUUAGAGAACUAGGUUUUGUGUGGUCCUUUUUAGUCAUUACUAUGGCUGUCACUGUUAGCUUGAUUUACAUUUUAUUUUUUCUUGAGGAUUCCAUGAAAGAGUCUCCAUCUCAGAAUGUUUCUAUAUCGUGCACCGAAGGCUUAAAAAAUCCAUUUUACCGAACUUACAUGCUUUUUAAAAAUACUGCUGGUGAGCAACGAUCUUUGUUGUGCUUGUUGGUUUUUACGAUGAUUGCUUAUUUUUUCGUGGUAAUUGGCAUUUCCCCUAUUUUUACGCUUUAUGAACUGGAUUCACCACUCUGCUGGGAUGCAGUUUUAAUAGGUUAUGGAUCAGCUUUGGGUAGUGUCUCUUUUUUCAGCAGUUUCCUAGGAAUAUGGCUUUUUUCUUAUUGUAUGGAAGAUAUUCACAUGGCCUACAUUGGCGUUUUUACCACCAUGGUGGGAAUGGCUAUGACUGCUUUUGCCAAGACGACACUGAUGAUGUUUUUAGUCAGGCUGCCGCUGCUUUUCACUAUCGUGCCGCUCUCUGUUCUACGGUCCAUGAUAUCGAAAGUGGUUCGUUCUACUGAACAAGGCAGCCUGUUCGCUUGUCUUGCUUUCUUAGAAACACUUGGCGGAGUCAUUGCAGUUUCUGCUUUCAACGGAAUUUAUUCAGUCACCGUUGCUUGGUACAAAGGCUUUGUCUUUCUGCUCUCUGCUGUUUUAUUACUAAUUCCGACCAUCAGUCUAUGCAUUGUCAAGUGCAUCAGUAGGAAUGCAGGAAGCUAUGUCCUUCUUAUACAAGAAGAAUCCAAUGAAGACACCUCAGAGAGAUGAUUAACUGUGAUUAAAAAAACAACCCCUCAAAUGCGCAUACAUAUACUUUGACUUCUGAAGGAUGUGAACUAGCUCCACCAUCAAUAAUUCAUGAACAAUCAAUGCUGCCAGUCCUUUCUUCUAAACUGAACAGAGAAGUAGCCCCCAGCUCUAGUUUCUUACAGAACCAUGCACUUUGAGCACUUUAUGAAGACAUGGGAUAUAUUUCCAAAACAAAGAAGAAUAGAUCUCAAGACCCUUCCCACUUGGGGAUUGACCAAAGAAACUGAAAUGUAUGGGUAUCAUGCAGGACUAAGAAAUGUGAUCCAAUAAUCAAAGCAAUAAUCUCCCUGAUCUGCUCCAGUCUCUCAGAUUGAGACCAAGAACUCUCUGCUUGCCUUGGCUGCUUCAUCUGCAAAAUGGGUUUCUGACCUCUCUCAAGGAUUUUGAAGGUAUAACUGUUGAACAUCAUGAUGAGUCAUUCAGUGAUAGGAACAUGAUAGAAGCUUGAUAUUUAUAGUAUGAAUUCACCUCUGCUUGGGUAACACUUGGUUUUACAGGGCCCGUCCAGGUGUCAGGGAUAGUCAAAGUUUUCAGUAGCUAAAAGCUACUUCCUUUAAAAAGGAAGUGCUUUAAUGAAUACUGUUUUCACUUUUCUAAUGUUUCAGCACUGACGGCCAUGACAAUAUUUCCAUAAGUAACACAGGGGUGACUGGGGAAAAAAAAGAUUGCAAGUAGUUUCUAAGGAAACGUAAAAAUGGAGGAAACAGCCAAUCAGGAUAUAACGUAAUUCGUAUUUACAGAACCAACACUCAUUCCUUCUUUCUGCCCAAAGGUAUCCAUUUCUUACUGCCCCACCCUCAUCCCGGGAGCCCCCCGAGUCCCUGACAACCCACACCCUCUCCUGCCUCCUGUCUGCACACAGUGUUCCACCAGGCCUCCCCCCUCACUGAAACUUUCAAGUCUCAGCCAAAGCACAGCUUCCUCCGUGUGGCCUUUGGGACAUUUCUACCUCAUCCCACUCCCCCAGGUCCCUGCAGGGCUUCCACAGCUCUCUGUGUCCUGCCAUCCUAGCACUUGCCCUCAUCUUGUAACUUUUGUCUCCCUACUGGACAGUGAGCACCUCAUUAUCCCCUCAGGAAGAGCUGAACGAAAUGACUACAGAAUUGUGUCAUCACUUGGAAAAGUUAUUGAAAGCUGUAUAUUUAAUGCAUUGUGAGAGGAAUCAACAAUAUCGUGCCAUAAUCAUUAGGCCAGCCUUGCAAGUAAGCUGGAAAAUGCGCUGGCCCGUAUGCAUGUUCAACUGGUGUAUGGUACUUUCACAGGUCUUUCCAUCUCUCCCCUUUUCUAAGGGUCCAUAUGUAAGAAGACAGAUGUCCUGAAGUACAUCUAAAUGAUUAACUCCUUUGGAAUCUCUUGAAAGUAGAAUCUUGCUUCAUAGCAUUGCUUGCAGCCUUUUCCUGUUAUCCAUGAUUGCCUGACUAGCAAAUGGCACUCAUAAUUUAAAAUACUAGAAACCUUAUUUCCAAGACCGUUCCUUUUAGGGUUAGCUAGUGUCUUCUGAGCUAUUCUCAGACAGAUGGACUGAUUUGCAUUUUACUUCCUUUUCAACACUCUUCCCAAACCAAAAGUAAAAGCACUUAACUGUUUACA
Molecule: messenger RNA, 3416 nt
Organism: Phacochoerus africanus (Common warthog)
Lineage: Eukaryota; Metazoa; Chordata; Mammalia; Artiodactyla; Suidae
Gene: SLC46A3
Product: solute carrier family 46 member 3
Exons: 6
Coding region: 399-1784 (461 amino acids)
Biological process (GO): vacuolar transmembrane transport
Cellular component (GO): lysosomal membrane
Molecular function (GO): transmembrane transporter activity
Source: RefSeq, a predicted model, not a curated record